CUCUUGUUUGCUAAUCAUUUCAUUUUACUCCUUUUUGAAGCAGCCACUUGUUUUAUCCCACUUUUCAUUUCGCGAUCCCGCGCGCGUGUGCUCGCCUCCUUCUGAUCCGGCUCGGCGUCCUCCCCUCUCCGUCCUCCCGACGUAAAGGUCUCCUCGAUCCCGGUUGAUUUUUUUUUUCUCCCCCCUUCUUCUUCUUCUUCUUCUUCCUCUUCUUCUUCUCCUCUCCUCCUUUGAGAUGCUUUUCGCUGUCGCGCCGCUCGCCCUCCUCUCCACCCUCUUUUAACUUGAGAGACCGGCGCAAAGCCCGAGCGAGCCGAACCGGGGCUGGAAUUUAAAAUCACGCGGAACACCCAGAGGGAUACGCGGCGCUCGGCUUUUGGAUAAGGACCGCUAUCGCGUCCCCCCCCCACCCCCCGUCUCUCUCUCUCUCUCUCCCCCCCCCUCCCCCCUCCCCCCUUGUUGGACUUUGGGGAAGCGGCGUCCCCCCCCCCCUCUUUCACUUUUGCCUGGCCGUUAAUCCAGGUGGCCUUGCCGUGUUUGAGUGGCUCGGCUCGGCUCGGCUCGGCGCGGGAGGAUUAUUUCCGCGCGGUUUGCUGAAGAGAGCGCGCGCUCGCUCGCUCGCUCGCUCCCAGAAGGCUGCUUUCAUGUUCUCCAUCCAGGACAGCCUCCCGCGGGGAGCCCUGGCCAUGAAAGAGGAGCCGCUCACCAGCGGCAUGACGCCCGUCCGCUCAUGGAUGCAGAGCGCGGGGAUUUUGGACGCCAACACGGCCGCCCAGAGUGGAGUUGGUCUAGCCAGAGCUCACUAUGAGAAGCAGCCUCCCUCCAACCUGCGCAAGUCCAACUUCUUCCACUUCGUCCUGGCUCUGUACGACCGGCAGGGUCAGCCAGUGGAGAUAGAGAGGACCUCCUACGUCGACUUCGUGGAGAAAGAUAAAGAGUACAAUGGAGAGAAGACCAACAAUGGAAUCCACUACAGGCUACAGCUCCUCUACAGCAACGGCAUCCGGACAGAGCAGGACCUGUACGUACGGCUGAUAGACUCCAUGACCAAACAGGCCAUUCUGUAUGAGGGACAGGACAAGAAUCCGGAGAUGUGCCGAGUCCUCCUCACCCACGAGAUCAUGUGCAGAUUCUUCCUGAAGUUCUUCCUCAAGUGCAAUCAGAACUGUUUGAAAAACGCAGGGAACCCGCGGGACAUGAGGCGGUUUCAGGUGGUCGUGUCCACUACGGUCAAUGUGGACGGACACGUCCUGGCGGUGUCAGACAACAUGUUCGUCCACAAUAACUCCAAACAUGGCCGCCGCGCCCGGCGCCUGGACCCCUCCGAAGCUACCCCCUGCAUCAAAGCUAUCAGCCCCAGCGAGGGAUGGACGACCGGCGGAGCCACGGUCAUCAUCAUCGGGGACAACUUCUUCGACGGCCUACAGGUGGUCUUCGGCACCAUGCUGGUCUGGAGCGAGCUGAUUACCCCACAUGCCAUCCGGGUCCAGACCCCUCCUCGUCAUAUCCCCGGGGUCGUGGAGGUCACGCUGUCCUACAAAUCAAAGCAGUUCUGCAAAGGAGCACCAGGACGCUUCGUCUACACCGCCUUGAACGAGCCCACCAUUGACUACGGCUUCCAGAGACUACAGAAGGUCAUCCCCCGUCAUCCCGGCGACCCCGAAAGGUUACCUAAGGAGGUGUUGCUGAAGCGGGCAGCGGACCUGGUGGAGGCUCUGUACGGAAUGCCGCACAACAACCAGGAGAUUAUUCUGAAGCGGGCAGCAGACCUGACAGAGGCCCUCUACAGCGUCCCCCGCACUCACAACCAACUGCCCUCGCUCACCGGCUCAGCCGCUCACUCUGGUAUGAUGGGCGUCAACUCCUUCAGCAGCCAACUGGCCGUCAACAUCUCUGAGGCCUCGCAGGGAGACCAGGGUGACGGUUAUGACCGUCCCCCUACUUCCGCAACCCAACCCUCCCCCCGCGGCGUCGCCCGCGCUACGCCGAGCUCCACACCCCAGCAGUCCAACUACAACACCAUCACCUCCACCAUGAACCGCUACGCCAGCCCGACAAACCUGGGGGUCCCCGGCUCUCCCAGCUUCCUCAACGGCACCACCGCCAACUCUCCCUACGCAAUCAAACAGAAGAGCGCCUUGCCCUGUCGUGCGACACAGACCUCCCCGCCCCCCACCUGCACCACCACCAAUGGCAGCAGCCUACAGGCCAUGGCAGGUCUUAUAGUCCCACCCAUGUGAAGAGGAGCUACUAACACAGACACCAUCAGUCCUCUGGUCCACAGGCUCUCUGCUACGGCAGCAUUAAUCUAUGUCAUCACCUCUCUGGUCGACCAACCCCUUCUGAUCCGCCGUUAAUCUGCAGAAUAAGAAAAAUCACAGAUCCAGGCAAAGUUUUGUUUUUUUGGGGUUUUUCUUAUUUUUCCUGUCCUGCUCACCCAUGUUUCUGUCAGUCUGUCAAUGCUGUUGUUUGACCAAGUCACCAACUUUCUAUGUCUGAGACCUGAGAGUUAUUCCCAUUUCUGUACACGAGUGGAAAGUCUCCAAUGUGCAUCCACCUUACAUUGUCUGUGGAAUCGGUGCGUUUUUACAACCAAACCGACAAGGCUAACCAGAUCACUCUCAAUUACCUCUGGCAACUAAAAAGAGAGCAGGACUCAGUUCAUAUGUAGAAAAAUAAAUAAAUAAACUAGUAGUUUAACCAGCAUGGGAAACUUCCAAAAAUGGCUUCAUCCAUUGGAAGCUUUCCCCACAGAUUUACCCAGAGGAGGUUAGCCGAUCAGGAGUGCUAGUAAUGUGAAUAGUAAACCGUGGUUAAGUGGGCGGGUGUCUACAGUAGGGCCUACUACUUGUCGUGUGAGUAUUGUGCUGACUUAUUACAAAGGCUUGUUUGCAUGACUUAAGUCUCUGGGACUCGACUCGCAGGAGUUGGUCUCCAGUCAAUGUACCACUGUGAGUUGGGGGGAAAAAGGCUGGCAUUAGGUUACAGAAGGUGAUUCUUCUCAUUUCUUAUUUUCCACGAAAUGGGCGUGCGCGCUUCCCCCAUCAGGGCUGAGAGCCCAACCGUUUUUUUUAGCACUUGUAGCAGCGAGGGCUCAACGAUUAGGAACUAUUUCUACCUUUUAAAGAGUGCCGCUUGUAAAACGUGCCAUAACCAGCAAGCGCACGUCCGUCCAGGCAUCCGUCUAGUGUUGUAAGCAGGGGGGGGGGGGGGAGAACAGAAAAAGAACGAGGUGCCUGGCGGACACACGAUCUGUGGUGACAAGAGCCCCAGUCCAGAAUCCAGAAUAACAAACUCUGUUUCUGUCUUUCAAAUACGGAGCGCUGUCAUCUGUCAAUCGGAGAACCAGGCAAUAUCUCGAGCGACAGGCGUCUUAAAGACCGACGAUAUCAAAUAUCGCCGGUCUGCUAGCGUUUCGUUCUAUGUACAAUAGCUUUUUAACAGUGUCCACCGUGAGCUGAAGGACGAACCACAGUAAUUUUCUAAGCUAAUGAAAGAGUUUGAAUAAUGAGGCGCGAGGAGCAAAUCUUAUACUAAUAUUUGUCUGCUAUCUGAAUAGCAUCAGGGCAGCCCGAGGGUUUUAACGUUGCUUUGUUUCCGUUUGUUUUUGUUUUUCUUUUGUUUCGUUGUGUUUUUUUUGGUUUUGUUUUGUUUUUGGAUGUCUACCAUUUUUUGAAAUCCAGUACAAUAGUUCGAUUUCCGGAUGUGUUCCGUGGUAGAUUUUAACCGGAAGAGCUUGCAGCAACUUUAAUCACAUUUAGAUACCAGAUUUCUUGUUAUUCUUCUGAUUGUGCUUAUUUUAUAUGUAUUUAUAAAGUAUGUUUUGGGAGUUCCUUUUGUGAUUUAGGCCUGAAUGAUAGUCUCAAAUAUAUAUGUAAACACAUUUGAUGUCUUAAUACCUUUUAGAUAUUGUAAAAAGAGUGAACAAGUGAGAGGAAUUAACCCUUUUGUAAAAAACGAAAACAAAAAAGUCACGACAUGGUCACCCUGUUUUUGAAAGCAGGAUAUACGCUCCAUCACUUUUGUAUAAAAACGCUUUUCCAAUAUUAUAUUUAACUUUUUGUAAACAGCAUUUGUGUUUCCCCUUGUUCUUCUCGUCCUUUGUGUAUUAUUGUGAAAUGUAUAAUCAUAGUAAUUUCUUAAUGCACUAUUUUUGUUGGGGCACUUAAUAAGAGCAAUGCAUCUUAGCAAACAAGGAAAAAAAAACGCUUAAUGAAAAAAAAGAUUAAAGCUAGAACAGAUAUGCACCAAUAUGUUUGGGGUUUUUUUUUCUGUUUUUUUUUUUUUUUUUUUUUCCCCGCCAUUCUGAGAUGGCCGAAUCCUUGUCAUGUGAAUUUUUAUAUUUCGGAAAGCUUUUAAUGUUACAAUAUUUCAUCUCUCUUAUUUUUCGAUGAAGCAUAUCCAUUGGUUUCGGUGUUUAAGAAUACACUAUUUUAUCCAUCUUAGUAUAAGAGCCGAUCCUCGUCUUUGUGUUUUGGUGAGAAUGACUGUACAAUUCAACAGCCGCCUGUGCAAAUCCCAGCAGCAUUCGUUUGGAGCCACCCGGGUGCGAGAGGGUCCCUGAUCUCAAGGAGCCUUCCGUCCAUGUAAGUGUUGUCGUUGGUGGUGCUGUUAUCGGUGUCGCACACAACCUGUAUCGUUUAAUUAUGCAAUUUGUUUCGCCGUGGUGUAAUGCAAGCUACACUUCCACGUGCAAGUGGACCAAAUUUGGUAAAACCAAGACAACAGAAGUCUGGUGUUCGAUGCCUUACAGCGGACCAUGCUCCCGUACACGCUCCACUCAUCUUCCUUCAUCUGAUUACUUGACGUUUCUUGUUGUGGAGCUGACAUAACCUGGGAGAGUUAUUAAGACAGUUCGUUAGGUGUUGCACUUAGCGAACAGGCCUGUCUCCCGUCUGAGGACAUCGUUUCCCCUGACUGACCCCAGGGCCUUUUUACAUUUAGAAGUCGCGGGACACCGGUCACGUCAGAGACGAUGAAACAAGAGGUGGCGUGUUAGCAUGAGCAUUAUUAGCAGCCUUGGUCUGAAUAAAGGGGCCCUGUGAGUAGCGCCUGCCCGCUGAAGGAAAUACGAAGCAACCAAAAGUCUAAAAGGUCACCUUAAAACCUAUAAUUCUACAGAUAACCAGGGAUUAGGAGUGUGUUCGGUGUGUGUGUGUGUGUGAAGUCGAGUCAACCUUCAAAUUUAUGCAAAUAAGAUGUUGUGAUUGACAUAAAUCUCCGGUCGCUGAGUAGCGGCGACUGCUCGUCAUCACGAUACGGGGCUAUGAUGAGCGAACAUCUGUCACACCUCUUUAGAAAAGCCCCCCCCCCCGCCCCGCCCGUCCCCCCCGAUUCGCCGAACAAAACCCAUCUUGUAAAAAGCACUUCCAUAACUCGCAGGAACAUCUGAGUUCAAUCUCGCGGCUCUCCAAAGCCGUCCGCAGCGCAAACAUCACCGUUGCUCUCUGCCAUUUGGAGCGCCUGGCUGACACGUCAUAACCUCCUCCUUCACAUCCACUCCAUCCUCACACACACACACACACACAGACACACACAGACACACACAGACACACACACACACACACAGACACACACUCUUCACAUAGCUUGCAAAAAUAGUUUUUGACAUAGUUUUAGAAAGCUCGUUUUUCCCAGCCUGUUUUUUUUCUUCUAUUGUUUGUCUUUUUUGUUUGUUUGUUUGUUUGUUUGUUUGUUUGGUUUCUGGCAGCGGUUCUGAAAACUGCAAAGUUCCUCUUUUUUUUCCCCAGUGUUUAAUUCAAUGUGAAAAAGGGGGGACAGGUACUGCAUCUUUGUGAAAUAUGAAAUAUAUCAUCAAAGUAUAUCAAAGCACAAUGUUUAAUUAAUGUCUUUAGAACUCAAAUGGGCGCGCGAGGGGGAGGGGGGAGGAGGGGGGUGUCGCCCCCCCCUCCUCUCCCCCUCCCCAGAAGUUUUUUCUUUCUCCGUCUUGGGCCAUGCUGUAAAUAGAUGCAUGUUUUGUUUUAUUUUCCUGUGAUCCAGUGCUUUUUGUACAGAAACUGUCUAAUAAAGAUUACAUUUGG
Lampris incognitus (smalleye Pacific opah) is the source of this 6041-nucleotide messenger RNA. Its product is annotated as transcription factor COE3-like. NCBI's taxonomy places the organism in Eukaryota, Metazoa, Chordata, Actinopteri, Lampriformes, Lampridae. Gene Ontology annotation, molecular function: RNA polymerase II cis-regulatory region sequence-specific DNA binding; DNA-binding transcription factor activity, RNA polymerase II-specific. Gene Ontology annotation, biological process: regulation of transcription by RNA polymerase II. The record is from RefSeq and is a predicted model, not a curated record.